UUCUUUCUGGUUCAAUUUUCCGUUUGAUCUCCCACAAUCAAUUUUCUCUCUCCUCUCUCAAAAUCACCCACACUGUUCUUCCCUGUUUGUGAGAGAGAAAGGGGAGUUGUUUUUCUCCCCUUUCAUCUUGAAUUUAAUACUAAGAUUUAACUCUCCAAAUAAUGUUUUAAUAUAAGUGGGUUUUUUUGCUUGCUUUUACAUGAGGGAGAAUAUUGCUUUUUUCAUUCAUUGAUCAUUUAAGGCAAUCCAAACAUAUCCUUGUGAGUAAAACUUCUAUCUUUGUCUUCCUUAUUGUCUUUUCUUUAGUUCUUCCUUUUUUUCUUCAAUUAUAAGGUUUUAUUGAGGAAUAUUAAGGGGAAAUUCUAACAUAAAUCCACCUAUUGGACGUGACGUUUCUUGUUCACGCGAAGGAAGUUUGUAGGAGUUGGAAGACUUUUGAGGGAAAAGAAUGGCUUCCGUAAAUGAUAUAUUGGUUUCUGCUGGUUUCAAUCUUUUGAGUGCGUUUAUCUUCUUAAUAGCAUUUGCUCUUCUGAGGAUUCAGCCUUUCAAUGAUAGAGUUUACUUUCCAAAAUGGUACCUCAAGGGCUUAAGAAGCAGCCCGCUCAACACAGGAGCUCUCGUGAGCAAAUUUGUCAAUUUGGACUUCAAGUCAUAUUUGAGAUUCUUAAAUUGGAUGCCUGAUGCUUUAAAAAUGCCUGAAUCGGAGCUCAUUGAGCAUGCUGGGUUGGAUUCAGCAGUUUACUUGCGGAUUUAUUUGAUAGGGCUAAAGAUUUUUGUGCCUGUGACAGUGCUUUCUCUAGUGGUUCUGGUUCCAGUUAACUACACAAAUGAUGCGUUAAAUUUGUCGAAAGCUACCUUCACCAACAUUGAUAAGCUAUCGAUUUCAAAUAUACCACUUGAAUCACAAAGGUUUUGGGCUCAUUUAGUAAUGGAAUAUGCAUUCACUUUUUGGGUAUGCUAUAUUCUUUAUAAAGAGUACGCGAAGGUUGCAGCAAUGCGGUUGCAAUUUAUGGCAGCAGAAAAACGUCGCCCUGAUCAAUUUUCUGUUCUGGUACGAAAUGUUCCCCCAGAUGCAGAUGAAUCCAUUAGUGAGCUUGUGGAGCACUUUUUCUUGGUCAAUCAUCCCGAUCAUUAUCUCACUCAUCAGGUGGUUUACAAUGCAAAUAAGCUAGCAGAUCUCGUUGAAGAAAAGAAAAAAAAGCAAAAUUGGCUUGAUUACUAUGAACUAAAAUUUUCUAGACAACCAGAUCAAAGGCCCACGACAAAGACUGGAUUUCUUGGCUUACGUGGGCAGAAAGUUGAUGCCAUCGAUUAUUACGCUGCUGAAAUUGAGAGGCUAACAAAAGAAAUAGCUGAGGAGAGGGAGAGGGUUGAACAAGAUCCAAAGUCUAUCAUGCCUGCUUCUUUUGUCUCCUUUAAGACCCGUUGGGGUGCUGCUGUUUGUGCACAGACUCAGCAAACCAGAAAUCCAACUAUUUGGUUGACUGAAUGGGCUCCGGAGCCACGUGAUAUAUAUUGGCCAAACUUGGCCAUUCCUUAUGUUCAUCUCAGCAUCCGGAGGUUGAUAAUGUCUGUUGCAUUCUUCUUCCUUACCUUUUUCUUCAUUAUCCCAAUUGCCUUUGUACAAUCACUGGCAAGCAUUGAGGGUAUUCAGAGAUAUGCUCCAUUUUUAAGACCUCUUGUGGACAUGCGUUUUAUCAAACCAUUCCUCCAAGGUUUCCUACCCGGACUUGCUUUGAAGCUUUUCCUGAUUUUCCUGCCUGCAAUAUUGAUGAUGAUGUCCAAAUUCGAAGGUUUUGAAUCAUUAUCAUCUUUAGAAAGGCGAUCAGCUUCAAGAUAUUACAUGUUCAAUUUUGUCAAUGUUUUCUUGGGAAGUGUCAUAACUGGAACUGCAAUUGAACAACUCAAAACAUUUAUCAAUCAGCCACCGUCAAAGAUCUUUGAGAUCAUUGGAAUUUCGAUUCCAUUAAAAGCAACUUUCUUUAUAACUUACAUUAUGGUUGAUGGAUGGGCCGGUGUUGCUGGUGAGAUCCUGAGAGUGAAACCUCUGAUUAUAUACCAUUUGAAGAAUUGGUUCUUGGUUAAGACCGAGAAGGAUAGGGAGGCAGCAAUGGACGCUGGAAGCAUUGGUUUCAACACCGGGGAGCCUCAGAUACAAUUGUAUAUAUUGCUAGGCCUUGUUUAUGCUGUGGUGACUCCGAUUUUAUUGCCGUUCAUUUUGGUCUUCUUCGGCUUCUCUUAUCUUGUGUAUCGACAUCAGAUCAUAAAUGUUUACAAUCAGGAGUAUGAAAGUGCUGCAGCUUUCUGGCCUGCUGUCCAUGGGCGAAUUGUUGCUGCAAUGGUAUUUUCACAGUUGCUUCUGAUGGGAUUGUUGAGCACAAAAAAGGCUGCUUCAUCUACACCAUUUCUCAUAGCCCUUCCAAUUCUUACCAUAUGGUUCCAUAGAUUCUGCAAGGGUCGAUUUGAGCCAGCAUUCAAGACCUAUCCUCUACAGGAGGCAAUGAUGAAAGAUACACUUGAACGUGCAAGAGAUCCAAACUUCAAUCUGAAAGGAUACCUACAAAAUGCCUAUAUUCAUCCCGUGUUUAAAGAUGAAGAUGAAGAUGAUGAUGUAUUCCUGAAUAAGUUGGAGAUGGAAACCGAGCUUGUUCCUACUAGACGCCAGUCAAGAAGAAACACUCCCGUUCCAAGCAAAAUGAGCAACGCGUCAUCUUCACCUUCUCCAACUAAACAUUUCAACCUAUGAAAACGUGUACAUUCAAGAUGUCGUGCAGGGGUAAUGAGUUCAACCCAAAAGUAGCAGUAUUAUAGGGAAAUGAAUGUGUUCUAUGGAGUGAAGUAGCAGGUUAUUGCUGUACUUUGUAGGAAGAACUUUUGGUAUGGUAUAGAUCUUAUAGUUCUCUAUUACUGUUUAUCCUUCUCUGGUUUCUUCUGUAAAGCAUCAACUUUGCAUGUAAAUUAUUUCGGAUCUUCUGAUCUAUAAAUGUCCUUCGAGCUGGAAAUUUUCUGCUGA
Messenger RNA from Amaranthus tricolor (Joseph's coat), 3013 nucleotides. RefSeq names its product calcium permeable stress-gated cation channel 1. The transcript has 12 exons. Gene Ontology annotation, cellular component: plasma membrane. The record is from RefSeq and is a predicted model, not a curated record. The coding region runs from base 449 to 2746 and encodes 765 amino acids. Gene Ontology annotation, molecular function: calcium-activated cation channel activity. NCBI's taxonomy places the organism in Eukaryota, Viridiplantae, Streptophyta, Magnoliopsida, Caryophyllales, Amaranthaceae.